This is a messenger RNA of Cyclocybe aegerita, 672 nucleotides long. Lineage: Eukaryota; Fungi; Basidiomycota; Agaricomycetes; Agaricales; Hemipholiotaceae. The record is from the annotation of a GenBank genome assembly.
AUGUCUUCUGAAAAGGCGAACGAUCUCCAAGUCGAGGAGGCUGGGUCUGACAGGCCGACCAGUCCAGUUGGCCCAAAGGCCUACCCUUCGAGGAUCGCCAAUCCUGCACCCGCAGGUAUAUUCUCAUUUGCGUCAACGACCUUCAUGCUUUCGAUGUACAACGUCAACGUCCGCGGCGUGCACGAACCCAAUGUUGUCGUCGGCAUGGCCAUCUUUACUGGCGGGCUCCUCCAAUUCAUGGCAGGUAUGUGGGAGUUCCCUCGAGGAAAUGUUUUUGGAGCCACAGCCUUUUCCUCUUAUGGCUGCUUCUGGAUGUCCUACGCCACAAUCUUCAUUCCUGCUUCUGGCAUCCUCGCUGCGUACGACAACGACCCUCAAGGGCUUAGAAAUGCGCUCGGAAUUUAUCUCGUUACUUGGUUCAUGGUCACUUUCCUCUUCGCCUUGGUCUGUAUUCGCAAGAACAACUCCUUCGUCAUCCUCCUCUCCGUGCUUACUAUCGCAUUUAUUCUGUUGGCUUCUGCAGAGUUUACCGGGAAGGCAGUGUUGACUAAGGCCGGAGGGGUAUUCGGGAUUAUAACAGCGCUUAUCGCGUACUACAUCGGCUUCAGUGAGAUGUUAUCGGCGGAGAGGCGGCCGAUCGGGAGGCUACCGAUAGGUGCUUGGGACUCGUAA